Molecule: messenger RNA, 543 nt
Organism: Puccinia triticina
Lineage: Eukaryota; Fungi; Basidiomycota; Pucciniomycetes; Pucciniales; Pucciniaceae
Exons: 2
Coding region: 1-543 (180 amino acids)
Source: RefSeq, a predicted model, not a curated record
AUGAAUCAACGAAUCUUAUUUGAGAGGCUCAUGUCGCUGAGGACCGCUCCUGUUGGGUCCGAGGAGAAUCCCCGUCGCUCCCGGUGGCGACGCGUGGGCGUUAGCCGUGCUCGGCAAGCAAUGGCGGUAGCUGCGCCAGCCCGGCGGGCCGUUCCGGUGCCCGAGCCCAACCACCCUCGGGCCGCGUCCGGGAAGCCGCAUGCCAAGCUUCCCUUCGUGGACGGCCAGGCGAAGGAGAUGGCGCACCGCGACUUGCGACGGAAGGCGCUCGGAUUGCCGACUGCCCACCCCGCCGGCCCCCGCCAUCCAAGGGUCUACACGCUCAUCGGCCGAGGCAACCUUGCUCGUCCGUCGGAAAGAGGCACGCCUUCCGUGCCCGCUAGAUCUUCACAGGGAGUCCUCCCCCGCAGGAAUCCUCGUCCACUCCUCCCAGCCGCAUCUGACGUCGGACCAUCACGGCGAGAGAGGACACAAGGCCGAUCGGACCCCUACCCUUCCAACAGGCCCAGUCGAGCUGGAGCUGCAGCAUCCCGGGGAAACUAA